UAUGACGUCACACCUGACAACAAAGUAACAACAUGGCGGCGAUGGUCAGGUUGCUGGAACAAACUGACCCCACCGUCGAGGAAGUUUAUCGCCGGAAAAAUGAAGCAGAAGAAGCCAGACAACGUGAAUACUUGUCAUCCGUUAAAAUACAGGCAUGGUACCGCGGAGAAAGAUCAAGGGCAUAUAUCAAACACCUAAACAAAUGUGCUACAAUCAUCCAGAAGAUUUGGAGAGGCUUUAUAGGGCGAGGCCUUACAAGAAUUCUCAUCAAGAAUAGUGUAUUGAUUAUGAAAAUAAACUACUACAACAAGAAAGCAACUUAUAUACAAAAAAUGUGGAGAGGAUACUAUGUUAGAAAAUAUGUAUUUAACUACUACAGUCGAAAACGCUACUUAGAGGCACUACAGAUCAAAAAUGAAAUUGUCAGGAGUGAACUUGAAGAGUAUUCAGAGAUGCAGGAACAAGAACGUAGACGAAAGGCCGAGAAAGAACAGAAAGAAAGAAGGGAACAACUGGCUAGGAAGAACCAUUACUUGAUCAGUACAGAAGUCAUUCCUGGAGUAUUCAACUCCCCGUUCUUACCGUAUCCUACAGACACUGAGUAUCUACUGAGGUCUGUGAGGCCACUCAUGCAUGAAAAGAAAAAGAAAACAGACAAGCCAUUCGAUCCAACAUGUAAGAGUUAUGAUUUGCCACGCCCCAGAGUGUUACCACCAUUAUCAAGCAAACCUCAGGGCCCAUUCCGUGACCCAUCAGAUGUACAACAGCAGCGAUACAAACCAUUCCAGCCUUCACUACGAGUGGCCACCUCCUUCACCUCACUCGAGGAGGCACGACAGAAGAUGAAAGACCAAGAGUGGGUCACCAGACUCAAUGACAACGUUUUUGAGCCAUUCAGUCGACGAGAAGUUAAGUAUGAUCCCUUACUUCACACCAGAUCUAGAUAUGGUCAUCUUCCUUACGGCUUCAGAUACUUCAGAGAGGAGUUUCAAGAUAAACACAUCAGUUCUCAGUCUUUCAAGACAUUGGUACCACCGAUCCCAAUAUUUGACAAGCUAAAUGACACCUAUUCCCAAGGUCAAGUGUUCUAAUGACCCAGACUGCCAACUAACAAAAGGCAAUACAUAUAUAACUAAAAUUAUACUUCCAUCCAUUUCAAGAGAAGAACUUAUUUCAGGAGAACUUUAAAAUGACUUGGAAAGUACCGGUACAUAUAUUUUAAGUUCUGUAUUUAUAGGAAAUAAAUUUUAUUUCUGUAUCAUAAUUGUGAAAAAUAUAUCGCAUUUACUUGAUGUUGUGAAUUUUUUGUUUUAUUU
Molecule: messenger RNA, 1316 nt
Organism: Saccostrea echinata
Lineage: Eukaryota; Metazoa; Mollusca; Bivalvia; Ostreida; Ostreidae
Product: spermatogenesis-associated protein 17-like
Exons: 10
Coding region: 33-1091 (352 amino acids)
Biological process (GO): spindle organization; mitotic cell cycle; establishment of meiotic spindle localization
Cellular component (GO): spindle pole
Molecular function (GO): protein binding
Source: RefSeq, a predicted model, not a curated record